CCCGGAUGUUGCGCUAUUUAAAACAGGUUGUUUUUUAUUUUGAGUUUUAAUUUCGAUGUUAUGUUCAGUUUAAGCUGUCUUUCAUCUUGAAACAUAUUCUGUACAAUAUCACAAAGCAGCACUGUUCAAGUAGAAGUUUUAGUAUCUUUGACCUGGCAUAUCACAUUCCGAAUGAAAUACAAAUGUUAAGGAAAUAUGGCUGAGUCUACUGCCUUAGAUGAGAGCUGUGGUUACCUGACACCUGAAGAUGUCAGUGGAGGACAACACCCCCUUGAUAAAGCACAAAGACCCCACUCUACAAAUGGGACUAAGAAAUACGAUUCAGGCUACUCUGAUGUUGACAGCAUGACAAUGGAAACACCCAGCGGCGAGUCCUUAAGAACAAGUCAGACGCAACUCUGCAAGCCAAAACCACGGAAAUAUGUCCGCGAUAGGAAUCUUAAAAAAGGUGACUCUGUCUCAAGUUCGGUUACCUCUUUACAGCAGCCUCAGGCAUAUGACAACAAUACACACCAGUUGCCAGGGCUUACCAAACACCAUAGCAACAACAAUACCGAACAUUUAACUGACAGUGGUAACCUUAGCAACUCAUCAAGUAGUAUCCAUGACAACCAGAUAAAACAUGCUCACAAUGGAAAUAAUAUUCAAAUGAAUCAUCUCCGGACAAAGGAAUCUCCAAUGAGAGAUAGUGGAUUUUAUUACGAACCAGUUAUUCUUGGAAAAUCUAGUCAAAACCAAGGAGAUCAGAAUCAGCAUUUUAAUGGGGUCCAUGGCAACCAAAAUUUCCACCAUGGCAACCAGAAUUUUAAAAACUUGCAACGAAGUGUAAGCGAAGGUCCAUUACAUUCAAUUGAUGAACAGGACUCAUAUAGAGCCACUCAGAGUGACGUUAAUGUCCAAAUGCGACAUAGCACUGGUCAAACUCCCCGAAUAAACAAUACUGAAAUACCACUGACAAAACAAAGACCGAGUGAUCUAGAUCUGCGAAGCUCUGGUCGAUUUCAGAAAAAGAAUUUGAAAAACUCUGAUGCUAAUAUACAGAAACGAUAUAAAAAGUCAAGCACGAGUAGUCCAGACACUCCCGAGGGUGGAAAAUUUGAAUAUGAUAUCGUACAAGACCGUGACCUUACUGGAAAACCACACCCAGAGAGUAUGAUGGUAAAGGGACCUCUCUAUGAGGAACUACCUCCAGAUCUUAGAAUGAGGCUAUAUUCCGAGCAAUCAGAUGCCCCGUCACCUCCCCCGCUGAGCAAGAUGCCAUCGAUGACAAUGGCGGCUAGUGACCUUGAGCUGACGACAUCAAUGUCAGAUACUCGAUCCAUGGCAUCUUCAGUGCAAAGUAACGCCAAUGCCAAGAGACGUGCCAAUCCUCUCUAUGAUUCAACGGGAGAUGAAAUCUCACAGCAGCGAAAUAGUACGUCAGCUGCUAGCACUGUUGCCAUAGUAACCAAGGAUGAUACGGAGAAGCCCGAACCUGGUUUCCUGUGUUGCAAGUGUCCGUACCCCCUGUUGAUACUAGUGGGGUUGUUGGCUGUUGGUGUGUUGAUACUGGUGAUGUUGAUCCUGAGCGGGGUGCUUUCACCCUCAGCUCCAAUAUCAGCUCCACCUGCUGCCAUUAUAUCUGACAAUAUGACGCAAAAUCUUGCCGCAGCUUUGAAACGUAUAGAAUCACUAGAAAAAUUAUAUGCAAUAAAAACUACAGAAUUAGAAGAGAACUAUGAUCAGUUAGAAACCAAGUAUAAGCGCUUGGAGGGCAUCCUCCAGUCCAGUGAUGAGAAUGUGACUCUCUCAACAAAGGUUGCUCAAAACACAAUUGCUAUAAACGAACUGGAGGAAAAUGUGACAAUUAACCAAGCAGCUGUGAAUAAUAUUACUGCAGAUGUCAUGGUACUACAAGCACAUUCCACAAAUACAGAUAACAACCUAGUUGGUCUCUCAAGCACCAUAGAUGCAAACAAACAACAGACUGAAGAAAGUCUGGCAGCCAUGGAGUUUACCAUAGCAGAACUGACUGCAGCCAAAUUGACUCUCCAAGACAGUAUUUCUGCUCUGAAUAGGAGUCUGCUUCAGGAGAUUAAUAAGCUCAGGAAUGGCUCCCAAGUUUCUCCCAUAAGCCCUGCCCCUUCACAGUGUCGCUACAAGAAGUUAACACAUGGCUCUCCAGUCACAGUAGACCAGACACAGUUGGCAUGGCAACCUGUUAACAUAGAGGAACUCAAUAGCUGGGUGACCACUGGUGCAACAUGUUCAACUAUAGGUGGCCUCAGAGCUCAGCUAGAGAGCACAAAUAAUGAGACGCAUAGGCAAUAUAGGUGCACAUGUACUGGGGACGAUGACACCUCCAAUGACAGAUUCUGUUUGUUACAUUUCUGGCAGUGCCCUAAAUCUUGAUGUUAUACUGCAGAAAAUCUAUGGAAAUAGUUCCGUAAAAUCUGAGGAAAUAGUGUCCUAGCGUUAAGGAAAAGGGAACUAGAAUUGUGAGAAAAUAGUUCCCUAAAACCUGGAGAAAUGGUACUCUAAAGAAGAGGCAACGUCCCUCAAAAAUACCAAGAGAAUCAAGAGAGUCAAGAGUAAAAAUGCCAAUUUUAAUGGCCGAGAUAUCGAGGAAAUAGUGCUCACAAUCCUCGAGAAAUAGUGGUUAAAAUUAAGAGGAAAUAUUUCCAAAAUUUCAAGGAAACUGUGCCUUUACUUGAAAGUUGUGUUUAAAAUUGGGACUUUAAGUAUGCUCAAAUGUGUCAUUGUGGAGGUGCAGUUCUAAGUGCCAGACAUGAUGACUUCAUUAAUAUCUGAUAAAAGACUACUCUUGUUUGGCCUGUUAAAUGAAAUAUGUUGGUGGGAUCAUUCUGGUAUGCCAGAGCCCC
Owenia fusiformis is the source of this 2861-nucleotide messenger RNA. The record is from the annotation of a GenBank genome assembly. NCBI's taxonomy places the organism in Eukaryota, Metazoa, Annelida, Polychaeta, Sabellida, Oweniidae.